GAGAUCAGGAUUCCUAAAUCUAGCUACCGAGAAAACUUUGGAAAACAGCCAUGAAAGACAUGAGAAGACAUCAAAUCACCGGAGAAGUGCAAGGGAUUUAGACCAAAUCGCUGUUAAUUAUUGCCAGUGUUAAUAGUUGAGAAGUAUUUAAGAGAAUUUCAUCACCAGCCACCAGGUAUGGAUAAGUUUGUGACCAAAACUAAGAGACAGAGAAAAACAGAUGUUCUAGAAUUGCUUCAGUUUCAAGUAUUCUAAGUUCACAAGUACCUCCUCCAUCUUCUAAUACUGAUGGUCCACAAGUAGUACUUUUCAUCCCUGCUCCUACUCUGCCACAGCAAGCAACUUCUAGUACUGUCCAGGAUGAGUUCUCGGUAUGGAAUCUUCAAUCAGACCCUGCAAUGAGAAAGACAAUAUCAAGUUAUCAUCCUAACGAUCAAGACAAAGUACGAAGAGCUUACAUGAAGAUGGGUCCUUGCCAACCUAAGAAUUUUCCAUUUCCACAGAAGCUAAUGGGAAAAAAGAACAGAAGAUUCAAUGAAGCUUGUUUUUUAAAACAUGAAAGUUGGUUAGAGUAUAGCAUAUCUAAAGAUGCUGUGUUUUGCUUGCCGUGUUACCUUUUUAGAAAUUAUGUUACGGGUAAAGGUAGCUCUGAUGCUUUUGUGAAUGCAGGUUUCUCAAAUUGGAAGCCGCAAGUUGAAAAAUUAGAUAAGCAUGUAGGAUGUCAGAACAGUGCACACAAUGAUGCAUAUAUGAAAAGUCGCGAGUUACUGCAGGAAACACAUCAUAUUGAGGCUAUCUAUCGUCGUCAAAAAGAACAAGAGAGUUUGAGUUACAUGAUUCGUUUGACAGCUUCAAUUUGUGUUACUCGGUUUCUUUUAUUGCAAGGAUUAGCUUUUCGUGGCCAUGAUGAAUCCGAUGCUUCACAUAAUCAAGGUAACUUUCUUGAACUUCUUCAAUACACAGCUGAACAUAAUGAUAGUAUCAAGAGUGAGGUUAUGAAAAAUGCUCCUGGUAACAACAAAUUAACUUCACCGGACAUCCAAAAGGAAAUAAUGAGUGCAGCUGCAAUGGAAACUAUGGAUGCGAUUCGUGAUGAUAUUGGAGAUGCUUUCUUCGCUGUUAUGAUUGACGAAUCUCGUGAUGUAUCAGUGAGAGAACAAAUGGCAGUUGUUAUACGUUAUGUCAACAAGAAAGGAUGUGUUAUUGAAAGGUUUAUUGGUAUAAUUCAUGUUCUUGAAACGACAUCAAUUUCAUUGAAGACUUCAGUGGAUGCAUUUGUUUUCCAAGUACGGUUUAGAUAUAAUGAGAUUGAGGGGACAAUGUAUGAUGGUGCUAGUAAUAUGCAAGGUUCGACUAACGGAUUGAAAGCACUCAUAUUAAGAGAAAACCCAUCAGCAUAUGUUAUUCAUUGUUUCUCGUAUCAACUUCAGCUGGCACUUAUGCAUGUUGCUCAAAAUCAUACAGAAGUUGCAUUGUUCUUUACUAUAGUUAGUAGAGUUGUUACUAUUGUUUAUGCGUCAUGCAAACGUAGAGAUGUUCUUCGAGAAAAAGAACUUGGUAGAGUGGUAGAACUUGUUGGAAAAGGUGAACGUUUAAGUGGUUCAGGAUUGAAUCAAGAAGCUGGCCUCAAACGACCUUCUGACACGCGUUGGGGUACACAUUACAAUACAUUGUUGAGUUUAAUUUUGAUGUUUCCAUCCGUAUUAGAUAUGUUAGAGAUUGUCAGUCGAGAAGGUUCUAGUGAAGCGAGGGGAGAAGCAUACGCUUAUCAGAUCUUGAUGCCUACAUUUGAUUUUGUCUUUACCUUGUUUUUGGUAAGAACUUUAUUGGGAAUCACUAACGAAUUGUAGCAAGCUUUGCAAAGAAAGGAUCAAGAUAUUGUGAAUGCUAUGAACUUGGUGAAGAUAUCUAAAUACCAACUACAGAGAAUGAGAGACGGUGGAUGGGAUGCACUUCUUAGUGAGGUUUCCAUGUUUUGUGCUAAAAAUAAUAUUAUAGUUCCUGAUAUGAUGUCUACAUAUGUACCACUAGGAAGAGGACGGCGUAAUUUACAGGAAGUGACAAAUCUACAUCAUUAUCAAGUUAGUUAUUUCCAUGAAGUCAUUGAUAUGCAAAUUGAUGCGCUUAAUGAUCGAUUUGAUGAAGUGAACACCGAGCUGCUUCUUUGUAUGUCGCAUUUGAAUCCAAGCGACAAGUUUUCAGCUUUUGACAAAGGUGCGUUAAUCCGUCUUGCUAAACUAUAUCCAACUGAUUUUUCUCAAAUGGAUAUCAUGAUUCUCGACCGACAACUAGAUACCUUUCUUGCUGAUGUUCUUUCUAGUAAUGAUUUUUCUGAAUUAUGUGGUAUUAGUGCGCUUGCCCAGAAAAUGGUUGAAACAAAAAGAAAUAUAAUGUACCCUCUAGUGUACUUGUUGAUUACAUUAUCUUUGAUAUUGCCUGUUGCUACCGCUACUGUUGAGCGAGUUUUUCAGCAAUGCAUAUAGUGAAGAAUCGUUUGUGAAACAGUAUUGGGAAUGAGUGGUUGAACAAUUGUUUACUAACCUACAUUGAGCGGGAACUUUUUCGCAAGAUCAGCACAGACAGGAUUAGACAGCGAUUUCAAGAAAUGGCAACACGUCGCGGACAUUGUUGAAUAUGAAAGCAGUUUGGUUUUUUUGGUAAAGUAUACAAAGUUUUUUUGGGUAUAAAAUUAGAGAACAAUACAUGAUCGAAGAAUGAAUUAACUAACAUAUCUCUAGUAUCGUAUAUUUUGUUGCUACAAAACACUGCCAAGUGUUGUAAUACAAUCUUUCAUGUGUAAUGAAAAUUUUUUUUGGGGUUA
Papaver somniferum (opium poppy) is the source of this 2821-nucleotide messenger RNA. Its product is annotated as zinc finger MYM-type protein 1-like. Bases 399 to 1850 code for a protein of 483 amino acids. Lineage: Eukaryota; Viridiplantae; Streptophyta; Magnoliopsida; Ranunculales; Papaveraceae. The record is from RefSeq and is a predicted model, not a curated record. The transcript has 2 exons.